Molecule: messenger RNA, 2473 nt
Organism: Syzygium oleosum
Lineage: Eukaryota; Viridiplantae; Streptophyta; Magnoliopsida; Myrtales; Myrtaceae
Exons: 5
Coding region: 308-1735 (475 amino acids)
Molecular function (GO): nucleic acid binding
Source: RefSeq, a predicted model, not a curated record
ACGCUUUCACCUCCCAGCCCAGCUACACAAGUUUCCCUUUCUUCUUCUUCUUCUUCUUCUUCUUCUCUCUCUCUCUCCAAUCGACGCGCUCUCGCACACACCAAGAAUCGUCGUCGUCGUCGUCAACAGGACGAGCUCCACAAACCCUAACCCAGCAAUUCGCCUCCCGAUUCGAGCUUCCAUGGACCGUCCGAUACCCUCCGCCCCUUCGGUUCCCUGAUGCCUCCCCCUCGGCGCUCUGCUGUAAACCCUUAGCGAUUUGCCGUUGGUUUAUUCCCCUCCGAUCGCCCCCGGAUUUCCGUCGCCGAUGGAGGGCCCCGCGGAGGACGCCGGAGCUCCCGAGUCGUGGGAGGUGGCCGAUUUGGACGAGUCCAUGAGGCGGCUGUUGCUCUCCUCCAAGGAGCCCAAUGUCCACGACCUCGGCGGCGACGGCGGCGGCGGCGGCGGCGGCGGCGGUGGGUCGGCCGCCUCGGCCCCGCCGCAUCAGGAGAAGGUCGCGGAGGAUGCUCUGGGCCAGGUUGAUCAGUUCCUCCGGGAGGCUCUUCAAAAUCCUCGGGAGAGGCUCUCCAUACUACGUAUGGAGCAAGAUGUGGAGAAAUUUAUUCGAGAUCCAAUGCAAAAGCAGAUGGAAUUUCAGCAGCUGCCUACAUCUUAUCUACGGCUGGCUGCGCACCGUGUUGCGCAGCAUUACGGUUUGCAGUCCAUGGUUCUGCUAGACACUAAUUUGCCUGAUGCCUCGAACUCCCGCAUCAUUGUUAGCAAGACAUCCGAGUGUAGGAUUUCCCCAAUACGAUUGGCAGACAUCCCAGUAAAUUUACCUUCUCAGGACACUGGUGUCAUGAAGGUUGCAAUUAAACAGAGACCCCAAAAGCGGUUUCCAAAUGCAAAUUCGGGUAACUCAAGUUCUAUGAAGUCAAACAGUUCCAAGAGUGUGGAGGAAAGAAAAGAGGAGUAUAAUAGGGCUCGUGCACGGAUUUUUAACUCUAACAACUUCAAUGCUGGAUUGGCUGGGAAACCAGAAAGCGGACCAAGAGAAACUGGACCAAGAGAAACCGGACCAAGAGAAACCGGACCAAGGUUUCAAGAUAAUUCCCAGCAUUGCUCCUUGGCUUUAUCCAAGAUGGAAGAGAAUGCUCUGCCAGGAGUCAAUGAAGCAAACAUUGUUAGGGGAUUGACUGACUCAUCUACAUCUAGCAGCGGAUCAGCUAGAAGCAGAGAAAAGGAACCUAUCGGUAGGCAGAAAUCCAACAAUCGGGUGGCUAUAUUUCGGGAUCGUGAGGUGGACCGGAAGGAUCCUGAUUAUGACAGGAGCUAUGACAGGUACAUGCAAAGAUUUGAUCCUGGAUUCGGGUUCCCUGGAGGGCCUUACACCGUGCAACCUAUGUAUACUCCAGCAAUAAAUUAUAACACAGAAUUUCCACAGCUUGGAUCUAGUCAUUGCCCUCAGGUUCCCGCAGAACAUCAGCCUCGGCCCCUACCUCAGCAUAUACCUGGGCCAUGGUCUGGAUCUUCUAGCGCUGUGGGGAUAGGGUAUGGGCAUCCAGACAUGAUUGCACCAUUCAGUCCAAACCAUGUCAGUGCACACUCAUCGUCUGCUUAUCUGCAUUCGUCGCAGUAUGCUUGUCAGCGACCUGGCAUGCCUUUUGUCCAUCCGAAUGAACAUGUUCAUCAACCCUUUACACAGUCUCACCACCAGCAACCUGAUGCAAGUUUUGGAUUAGCCCGGCCCCGAUGAGGGGCUCGGGCCAUGCCUGCAAUCCUGCUGGCCGGAACUUGAGCUUGAAACUGGGCAGGGCAUCAGGGCCCUACGUACAUUCAAGUGCAGGAUUGCAGGCAUAGAGAACCAAGGUGGAAUGGAGUGGACGAUCAUACAGGCAUCAGACAUUCAUCCGCUUCUCCAGCCUUGGUUGUAAUAGAGCUUCCAGUGUCUUUAAUGACUGGAAGCUUGGCAUUUCUUUCGGUCAUCGAGGUAUGGAUGUGUCACCUCGGAUCUUUGUGUUGCCCGUUGAUGUUGAUGGUGACGAUGACGGCGACGAAGAGAAUAAUGAUAUGGAGUGUAUGACCUGCAAAUCUAAGCUCUAGAUUCAGUCAAACUGACUUCACUGUGCCAAGAAGAGCCACUGGGUUGCUGGGCUGUCACUGGGUUGUAUCUCACUGGAACUGGAAGUAGAUGGCCAGAUUGGUCUUGGAAUGGCUGGUUCACUGUCAUCUCUUGGUGCCCUCACUUACCCCUUGUUUGUGGAAUUGCCGCAGAGAGCAUCGCAUUUUCUCUGAAUGCAGGUCAUGCAGUGUACCUUGUGGUCUGUACAAAAAUUGAUGGAUACCGUAUUUACUCAGUAUCUAGUUAAUUGCAGUGAGCUUUGCGAUACUCAGAAACUUUGAUGUUUUACGACAGUUUUAUGUUAGUCCUUAGAGACCGCUUAUUGUCAUGUACAUUUUCUUAUUCCACCUCAAAAGUUACUUCGUGCCGGUA